Chelmon rostratus (copperband butterflyfish) is the source of this 4030-nucleotide messenger RNA. Its product is annotated as netrin receptor UNC5D-like. The record is from RefSeq and is a predicted model, not a curated record. Gene Ontology annotation, cellular component: membrane. The coding region runs from base 95 to 2905 and encodes 936 amino acids. Lineage: Eukaryota; Metazoa; Chordata; Actinopteri; Chaetodontiformes; Chaetodontidae. Gene Ontology annotation, molecular function: protein binding; netrin receptor activity. The transcript has 18 exons. Gene Ontology annotation, biological process: netrin-activated signaling pathway.
GGGGGCACGGAAACGUGUUUGGAGGACGACAAAUGUUCGAGACCCGCGGCCGGUGCCCCCAGACCCGACGGGGAGGGACACGCGCAGAGCAGUGAUGGGACAGUUUUCGGGAGGAUGCUACCUGAGUUUUGGCAUCCUCGUGCUUCUCGGUUCGCGAGUCCCGGCCACGUCGGCGCGAGGUCCCCGAGGGGAAGCCCUGCAGCAUGGCCAGUCUGGGACGCUGCCUCGCUUCCUGGAGGAGCCUAUUGACGCGUACAUCGUCAAGAGCAACCCCAUCAAGCUCCGGUGUCAAGCUCGGCCUGCUCUCCAGAUCUUCUUCAAGUGCAACGGCGAAUGGGUCCACCAGAGCCAGCACAUGUCCCAGGAGCACACCGACCUCACCACAGGGCUGAAGAUCCGCGAGGUGAUGAUCAACGUCUCGCGUCAGCAGGUGGAGGACUUCCACGGCCCCGAGGACUACUGGUGCCUGUGCGUCGCCUGGAGCCACCUGGGAACCUCCAAGAGCCGCAAGGCGACUGUCCGGAUCGCAUACCUGAGGAAGAACUUUGAGCAGGACCCCCAAGGCACCGAGGUGCCUCUGAAUGGCAUGAUUGUGCUGCACUGCCGUCCCCCAGAGGGAGUGCCCGUGGCUGAGGUGGAAUGGCUGAAAAAUGAAGAGCCUCUCAGCUCAGAAGGUGUCACUGAUAGAAGAGGUGACCAUAAUCUCAUCAUCUCUGAAUCCCGCCUGUCUGAUUCUGGAAACUAUACCUGCGUCGCCAGCAACAUUGUGGCCAAGAGACGCAGUGCCACAGCCAGUGUUGUAGUCUAUGUGAACGGAGGCUGGUCGUCGUGGACAGACUGGUCUCCCUGUAAUGUACGCUGUGGUCGCGGCGUGCAGAAACGGUCUCGCACUUGCACGAACCCAGCUCCUCUCAACGGGGGAGCCUUCUGUGAGGGCAUGUCGGUACAGAAGAGCACCUGCAACACACUGUGUCCAGUGGAUGGCAGCUGGGGAGAGUGGAGCGAGUGGUCGGCGUGCAGUGCAGACUGUGAGAGGCAGCGCAGCAGAGAGUGUACAGCCCCGGAGCCCAAGCACGGGGGACGGCUAUGUGACGGGGUGGCGCUGGCUACUGACAACUGCACCGGCGGCCUCUGCACACAGAAUCGGAAGUUGCUGCACGAUGCCAAGCCGCAGGGUGUGGAGAACAGCAGCGACGUGGCCUUGUAUUCAGGCCUCGCCGCGGGGGUGGUGACGGUGGUGCUUCUGAUCAUCGCUGUCACUCUUUACCGACGGAGCCAGAGCGAGUACGGCGUCGAUGUCAUCGACUCCUCCGCCCUCACUGGUGGCUUCCAGUCCUUCAGCUUCAAGACGUCUCGUCAAGCAAACCCCCUGCUUAUUAAUUCAUCCAUGCAACCUGAUCUGACAGUGUCGCGUACCUACACCAGCCCCAUGUGUUUCCAGGACUCCAUUGACAAGGAGCUGAUGGCAGAGCGCUCACUUCUUGACCCGCUGCCUGAUCUCAAGGUCAAAGGGGUGGCAGAGAGGGCAGAGUACCAUGUCAUGUCGCACCCUCAGACAUUUCCACGGGGCCUGGCUCCAGACUACAGAGCAGUGGGGACGACGCUGGGCAGAAGAGGCAAAAACCUCUUCACUCCGCAAGUCUCUCUGCCUCCCAGCAGGCCUCUCCACAAAGCAACUGCAGUGUUUGGUCAUGCUGGAGGGAGGCUGGUGGUACCAAACACAGGUAUCAGUCUGUUGGUGCCUCAUGGGGGGAUCACAGAAGACACUACCUGGGAAAUGUACAUGAUCAUCAACCAGGAGGACAGCAGCACUGUGUCCGAGGAGGGGCCAGAGAUCUUUUUGAGUCCUGCGGUCACAUACGGCCCGCCGGGCCUCGACUUGUCCUGUCCUAUAGCCAUGACCGUAGCCCAUUGCGCGGAGGUUGCUGCUGAUAAUUGGACCAUUCGGCUAAGGAGACAAACGCAGGACAACAAGUGGGAGGAAGUGAUGUCAGUGGAUGAGGAGAGCACGUCCUGCUACUGUCUGCUGGAGGCCCAGAGGUGCCAUGUGCUGCUGGAGCAUCCGGGUCGCUACGCCCUGGUGGGGGAGCCGCUGAACCAGGAGGCGGCCAAGCGGCUGAGGUUGGCUGUGUUUGGCAGUCCGGACACCAGCAACUCUCUGGGUUUCACCCUCAGGGUCUACUGUGUGGACGACACGCCGCAUGCGUUUCAGGAGGUGGCAGUGGGCGAGCACAGCAGGGGCGGGCGGCUGCUGGAGGAGCCUAAAAUGAUGCUGUUCCGGGGAAACACUUUCAGCCUCCAGGUGUCCAUCCAGGACGUCCCACAGUUACUCUGGAGCAUCAAGCCUUUCACCACCUGCCAGGAGUUCUCCUUUUCUCAGGUGUGGGCCAGUAACCAGCGUCCCCUGCAGUGUGCCUUCUCUCUGGAGCGAUACAGCCACUCCUCGUCUCAGCUCUCCUGCAAGAUCAGCGUCCGACAGGUCAAAGGCGAGGAGCAGAUACUACAGGUGUACACGUCUGUGGUGGAGAAUGAAAAGGGAGUGGUUCCCUUUUUCACUCAGUCAGACUGUACCAUCACCUCUCAGACAGGGUCAAGGGCCUUUAAAAUCCCCCUGUCCAUCCGUCAGCGGAUCAGCGCCACCUUUGACACCGCUAAUGCCAAGGGGAAGGACUGGCAGCUCUUGGCUCAAAAGCUCCACAUUGACAGGAACCUGUGCUACUUUGCAUGUCAGGAGAGCCCAUCAUCAGUGAUUCUGAGUCUAUGGGAAGUCCAGCACCAGGACUCUGGGGACCUGGACUCUCUGGCCAGUGCCCUUGAGGAAAUCAGCAAGGUCCAGUGCCCGAGGACCGCCACUCUUGGCUGCAGCAGAGAAGAGCGGGACUCAGAAUUCACUAAACUUGGGUAGGCCAGUCAGGUCAGGUACAGCAGAUGAAAUAAUGAUGAACCUUUACUGCAUGAACACUGAUGAUCAGGUGUACUAGCUAAGCUCCGGUGAGGAGGAGGAGGACAAGCAAACAGGGCAGCAGGGAAACUCAGUUUUGAACUAUUACUAAAGGAACAGCUCUGCUAAACCAAAUAGCACACACAGACGGGAAUCAAGGAACAACCAGGACAGAGGAAUGAGUGGGAAACAAGCAGAGGGACUUGAGUAUUUGUGUUAUUGAGAGGCACCAAUAAAACAUUUUAGAAAGACCCAUCUUUGAUUUAGAAAUGUCAACUUCUGACACUUCUGAAAAUGGAUCCGAUCACCUGUACCAAGGAUUAUGAAGAUCUGUGUGAAGAGGAUUCUCCGCGUGGGAUGGACUGCCAGUCAAGCUGGUGUUGUGACCUUCCCGGGAUGGGAUGCGCUGGCACUUGCCCUCAAACAGUCUGUCAAAAUGUUCGUUGUAACGUCAUUAUGUUGUCAUUCAUUUUUCGAGAUCUCCUAAUGCUUCUUUUUCUUUUCUGCACCGUGUGUCUAAUGUUACUGCUGCAGACAGAUGAGCAGACAGAAAGGGACCAACAGUGGAUAUUAAUUUUGUCAGAACUUUUGGUCCAUACUAUGUGGUCAUAGGCUACACUUAGCAUUUAAAAAGAUCUGAUGUUGUCCGUGUGUUAAAAACAUGUAGGGAUGCAUGAGUGAUGGCUUUUACUGUGCUUAAUUGGUAUGGAACACAUGGAUAACAAUCAUUUCCAACCCCACAAGCAGAACACAGUGUGAAAGCAAAGUUGCGCCAUUGUGCAAUGCAAAGCACCUGGUGCAUAAUGUCUAAUGAUCAGAGGAAAAGUAUUGUCUUGCUCUAUGAUAUGAUAGGAUCUGACUUCAUAUCACACAGACCGUGGGAACAUUAUAUACACUGCAAAUUGGUGGUGCGGUUAAAUGGUGCGUACUUUCAAGACCCUCUGGGACUUUUUUUCUUGGAUUUUGAAUUUAAAUUUUGACUUUUGAUGUGUGGCUUGACUGGAGCCACCUUUUUAUGGAUCAUCUGGAUCUGGACAUAGUUGUUUGGAGACACUUACACUCCCACUCCUGUGGCUUUUCCUCCCAGGC